UCUCGGUCAAGGUUUCCAGCUGCGGUGGAAGUGCUCAGAGGGGGCCCUUCAAUUUGCAUUGCUAAAUAAUAAUGUGUGCAGCGGUGUAGCGUGAGCAGCGGUCCACUUCGAGAGGAGCCGUUCAUCUGUACAAACCCACCGUGGUCAAUGCACCGGGAGGCUGCAGCCGGAUCACACCGGGCUUUGAUGAAAACCUGUCCUCCUCCGCACAGUGAAAAGUCCUGCUGGGGUUUUCAUUUACGGGUUUAAACAAAAAAAAACAACAACAAAAACUUUGUGAGCUCACGAACCGUGACACGAUGAUUCUGGACAUACUCAGCCUCAGGGUUUGCUCCUCGUCAAGGACUUUGGCAGCGCUGGUGUGUGUUCUGCUGUGUAUUCGUCCAGGACACGGACAGGGCUGCUCAGAGGGGUUCGCGUACGACCGCAGGGCGAGACAAUGUGUAGAUGUGGACGAGUGCCGUACGCUGCCAGAUGCUUGCAGGGGAGAUAUGCGCUGUGUGAACCAGAACGGAGGCUACCUGUGCAUGCCCAGGGGCUUGUACAACCAGCCCUUCAGACCUGAGCCGUACCCGCCUGAGCCCGUUUACACAGACACCUCGGUGGGAUUUCCAGACACCUUCUCUACUCCUCAGAGAUCUGUGGAGCCCAGCUACCCCAGGGUGAGGAGCACGGCGCAGUGCCUGCUGGGAUACACUGCCGCGGAGGACGGUUCCUGUAUCGACAUUGACGAGUGUGAGACCAACUCUCAUCACUGCAACCCCACCCAGGUGUGCAUCAACACAUCAGGUGGCUACACCUGCUCCUGCAACGAGGGAUACUGGCUGAUUGGUGGACAAUGUCAGGACAUUGAUGAAUGUCGCUACGGUUACUGCCAACAGCUGUGUGCCAACGUGCCUGGUUCUUACUCCUGCUCCUGUAACCCUGGCUUUGUCCUGAAUCCAGACAGCAGAACCUGUCAUGAUGUGGAUGAGUGUGAGGAUGAGCCCUGUAGUCACGGCUGCUUCAACACUUACGGCUCCUUCAUGUGCAACUGUGACGAAGGCUUUGAGUUGGCGGCUGAUGGGACGUCCUGUAUCGAUUUGGACGAGUGCAGCUUCUCAGAGUUUCUGUGUCAGCACAGAUGUGUGAACGCUCCCGGCUCUUUCUCCUGCAUCUGUCCGCCUGGAUAUUAUGUCUUUGAGGACGGCAGGAGUUGUGAAGAUAUCAAUGAAUGUGACACUGGUAACAACACCUGUACAACAGCACAAGUAUGUUUCAAUUUCCAGGGAGGCUACACAUGUUUGAACCCCUUACAUUGUUCACCUCCUUACGUUGAGGUUACUGACAAUCAGUGCAUGUGCUCAGCUGAAAACCCUUCCUGCAGAGAGAAGCCCUUCACUAUUUUGUACCGACACAUGGACUUGUCGUCGGGUCGCAGUGUCCCUGCAGACAUCUUCCAGAUGCAGGCCACCACGCGUUACCCAGGAGCCUUUUACAUCUUCCAGAUAAAGUCUGGCAACGAUGGGAGAGAGUUUUACAUGAGGCAAACUAGUAAUGUGAGUGCCACCCUGGUCCUGUCACGGCCGAUCAAAGGGCCGAAGAAGGUGGUGCUGGACCUGGAGAUGGUCACUGUCAACCACGUCAUCAACUUCAGAGGCAGCUCCAUCAUACGUCUGACGAUAUUUGUGUCAGAGCAUCCGUUCUGAGAGUCUGACACAUGGACUUCAUCACCUGUAAAACAAUCCGGCCUCAGCUCUCAUCUGCAGCUGAAGUCAUGUUUUGUUUUUUUUGCAGACAGCUCAUCACCUAUUUUCUCUUUAAACAUUAUGUCAUCGUCCAUACAGACACGUCCGAUAAAGACUCAGCCGAGUUCUGCUGAUGGGAAAAUAUCCCCACACUCCAAAUCCCCCGCCCUGGUUUAAUGGACACGGAGCUUUAAUGGCUGCGAUAUGUACACCCCCCCACACAUACACACACCCACUGACAAACACACACAGGGAUAUUUAUGGUGUACAGUUUCUAACAACUGAUGGAGACUCACUGAGUUUCGGGCAUAUUUUCAGUACAGUUUUUUUCAAUGCUGUCUCCCCUCAGCUGUGAAGCUGUGAAGAGUGAUGAGCGGUCGUUGAAUCUGAAGUGACCUCUUCACGGGUCAGCUCUGAGCAGCUGUAACACAGCACAUGUGUACUUGUGCAUUUGGAGUGGCACUGUUUGAGAUGAUGUAACGAGCAGUCAUAAACUGAAUUAUUGAUCACUGUUUUCUUUUAGACCAAUAAAUGACUUCACCC
Messenger RNA from Cynoglossus semilaevis (tongue sole), 2270 nucleotides. It is a transcript of the gene fbln5, whose product is annotated as fibulin 5. The coding region runs from base 300 to 1688 and encodes 462 amino acids. Gene Ontology annotation, molecular function: calcium ion binding. The record is from RefSeq and is a predicted model, not a curated record. NCBI's taxonomy places the organism in Eukaryota, Metazoa, Chordata, Actinopteri, Pleuronectiformes, Cynoglossidae. The transcript is spliced from 11 exons.